CCUUCUAGUGCUAUUUUUGAGACAUAAACUUCAAAAGGUGCUAUUAUUGACAAUUGCCCAAAACAGAAUUAUAAGGAAAAAUAAAGAAUUGUAAAGUUUAAAAGGAAAAAAAACAAAGGAAUGUAAAGGCAAAAAUGCAAGUGUAUCCUGGCAUUAGUUUGGGUUGGUGUACUUCUUCUUGUGUUUCAUGUGCUUUGGCUGAUUUUCUAUGCUUUAUUUUCAGUUCCCUACACUUCUUUUUCAGUAUACGUACUGAUCUAUUUUUGAUAGAUUUACUAGUGUAAUGUGAAUUCUAAAGUGGGUUGACUUUACUAUGGACGACAUGUUGGAGGAGAAGCUACCAGAUGAAAGAGAUCGCACAGAACAAAAUUCAAACUACCAAAGAAUCUAAGAUGAUAGAAGACCUUGUCAUUUGCUUAACCCAUUUAUGUUUGACUCCAAACAAAACUCUAAGGGUAAUGCUUUUGUAGUUCAUACCCGUAAACAAUGAAAGAAAUUCAUUCGCUACUAAACUCGGUUUUUGCUUUGAGCUCAAAGUACAAAUGCACAUGGUCUCCAUAAUGUUUUGGUAUUAAAAACUCUUUUUUUUUUCUGUUGAACACUUAUUUUGUGACCCAAUAUUAACAAUAUUCGGAUAUUAAUAUCAAAUUAAAAUUAGGGCCUUUUAUCGAUAUUACACAUGACCCAACAUAUCUUUAAAUAAGCCUUUUGAUUAUUGACAACUACGGCCUAAGCCCAGUGAAACUAUAAGCCCACUUUGGAAAUACAUCGUAUGCUCUACACGGUGUGGACCACACCUAGUAGAAUUUGAAAUUUUCAACGUAAAAUCUUUACGGGCUCGAGGAAAAUUCUUAUCUGGAUCCCCCAAAUUUUAAAUUAUAAAAACUUUUGCAAAAAAAGUAUUUUGUGGAGUUUUAUCACGUGGCGUAACCCUGCCACUUAUCAAAUCUGCCGUCAGUAGAAGAAAACCGCCGUUUACACUUUAAAACAAAGCAUAUGGACCGUUGAUCGUGUGAACUCAAACCCGAAAUAAACGGGCGUGAUAACGGAGAACGUGACCAUCCAACAUCUAACGAGAAGAAGACAAAAAAGAAAACAAAAGCACAUGACAUGAUUCUUUCACCCUUUCGUCUACCAAUCUCGAUCCCUCUUUCUCUUCUUCAUCUUCUCUACUUCAAUAGUUUAACAUGAACAUUUUCAUUGAAUGAGAGAUACAAUGGCAGGAAGUGAGAUUCAAGAACCCUUUAGCCUUAGUUUUCAGGAGAGUUCUAUACACUCUGGAUCGAUAUCGUUUGGGAGAUUCGAGGAAGAAGGGUUAUCAUGGGAGAAGAGAUCAUCAUUUUCACACAAUAGGUAUCUUGAAGAAGUUGACAAGUGCUCUAAACCUGGCUCUGUUACUGAGAUGAAAGCUCAUUUCGAAGCUCAUUUCAAGAAGAGAGGGAUGCGACUUCCGUCUUCUAUUGAAUCUCAGACUUGGGGUGUUCGGCAAACAGAUGAUGACGCAACUGAAAGUUUCGAGGAUUAUCGAUCUGAUGGGAGUUUCUCGGAUAACACGAGUCGAUCACAGAGUCCUUGUAACUACAUACUUGACCAAGGAAAGAGUCAGUGUGAGUAUGUUGAGGAAAGUGAUCACUGUGUGAGCUAUGAUGAGAUUGUUGUGAACUCGGAUGAUGUGAUCGAGCUUGAUGAAGAAGGCGGUGUAACUCUUGAUGUUUCUUUGGACAAUGAUGAAGUAGUUCCAGUGGAGUGCAUAUCUAUUAAAGAAGUUAGAUCUGAGGUUCUUGGACCACAAGAGAUGCCUCUAGAGAUCGAAGUUCGAGAUGAUGAUGAGGAUAAAAAGCAUUGCGCUGAAGUUCAAGAAACAGAAUCAAGACUCGUUGAACAUGUUCCAGAAAAGGCAUCUGAUGUUACGGAAAGACCCUCCUCUGCAUGUGAACCAAAGUCUCUGCCAAAUGCAAAACCUAUUAUUCCUAAAGCUGUGGAUGUAACUCCAAAAGCUGUUUCCGGGAGGACAAAGGGUUCCUAUUUAAGUGCUAAUUCUAAAACAAAAGUUGAUGAUGCCAAGAGCCAAAAGGAACUACGACCGAAGAAAACUGUUGAAUCUCGACCUUCAACAUCUAAGAAAAUAGAGACUCGAACUCCUCUUGCCACAAACAGGCCCAAGACUGGUUCUUAUUCUGCUAAGCUGGAGAUGUGUACAGGUGCUACCAGUUUCCGUUUCAAAUGUAGCGAACGAGCUGAGAAGAGAAAAGAGUUCUAUAUGAAACUGGAAGAGAAAAUACAUGCUAAAAAGACAGAGACAAACCAGGUUCAAGCGAAAACACAGCAAAAGGCAGAAGCUGAGAUAAAGCAAUUCAGAAAAAGCCUCAACUUUAAGGCAACACCAAUGCCUUCAUUCUACAACACCGCUACUAGACCGGUGUCUCGUUACAAGACCGAGCCAUCUAAAGUGGCACCGUCAAGACCACGAAGCACGACCUCAGCCUCAAGUACGAACAGGAGGGUCUCAAGAGUUGGUGAUAAACAUGGUACUGAAGAAGGUAAGAUGGUAAAGGCAACGGUGGGUAAUAGAAAACCGAGUGCAGCUAAAGAUUCGGGUUUGCAAAAGGGUAACUUUAUGGCCGUUGAAACAAAACAGAAGGUUGGUAAGAGCGGGAACUAAACGGACAUGUGGUAGUUGGAAUACUGCGUCGUCUUCUGUUACCAUCUAUUAUCAUCCUAUGCUUUUAUCAUUCUCUUAAGCUUAAACUUGUAACUUAAGUACGUGUUAUCCAAUAAGAAAACUCUGCAUAGUAAUAUUUUAAAUCCUGACAUAAAACAAUGAAUCUUGUCUAAGUAAAUGGAUAAUAAUUAAAUAAAUUUAAAUGAGUUUGCAAGU
This is a messenger RNA of Brassica rapa (field mustard), 2878 nucleotides long. RefSeq names its product protein WVD2-like 7. The record is from RefSeq and is a predicted model, not a curated record. NCBI's taxonomy places the organism in Eukaryota, Viridiplantae, Streptophyta, Magnoliopsida, Brassicales, Brassicaceae.